Molecule: messenger RNA, 1173 nt
Organism: Aspergillus mulundensis
Lineage: Eukaryota; Fungi; Ascomycota; Eurotiomycetes; Eurotiales; Aspergillaceae
Exons: 1
Coding region: 1-1173 (390 amino acids)
Biological process (GO): protein phosphorylation
Molecular function (GO): protein kinase activity; ATP binding
Source: RefSeq, a predicted model, not a curated record
AUGUCUGAACGGCUGGACUUCAAAGCGUUCCACGACUGCAUGGGCGACCACCCAUCUCAGACCGCCAUAUUCCACAGCAACGGCUCCAAGUGGUGGAUGCAAGUCGCUGCAGGUUGGUCUCUGCCAGAUUCAGUGCGGAAUCUGGGUUAUUUAAAGCGGCGCUCGCUUUUCCGACAGUUUAUCGAAGCCAUUGACUUCACCCAGCUACAGCUCUUGGACGAUACCGUUACAAAGAUUGCUUUGACCUUGGAUGAGCAGACCCAGGGCUCGCUUACCCUGCAUCCUGGGACUCAAGCCUCAGACAACUAUUUCAUGACGGUCGCCACCAGAAUGCGCUGCACGGUCACGGAAGAUCCAGAUAGAGUGAUUUAUCCACCGAUUGAUGAACAACCACACCGAGGGCUGCGACAAUUCAAGGCGAGCCACUUGCAGGUGGUUGACGUGAUCGAUGCAACAGUGUCUAUAGUCCUAGUCGAGGACCGAAAGUUCGCUUACAAGUCGGUCGACCGGCCCAUCUAUUUGCGUGGAGAUACCGAGCACCUCUUGGAUGAACUUGACGCCCUCGUUCAAUUCAGCGGCGAGCCAAACGUCGCACAACUGAUCGGCCUGGUCGUAUCGGAAAGCCCGUACAAGACAUGCCCCUCGGCGGACAUGGCAUCUCUAGUGAUCACAGGGCUCCUUCUUGAGUACUACCCCGGGGGAUCCCUCGAGGAUACUAUCCAACAGAGCGAGGGGGUAGAUGACACGUUGCUGGUGCAGUGGGCUUUGCAGAUUGGGGAAGCAUUAGCAAUAAUGCACCUGCGUGGCCGGGCUCAUGUUGACAUGAAACCGGCGAACGUUGUCCUGGACGCCCACCAAAACGCCAUCCUGAUUGAUAUCGGGGGAACUGGGGGCUUUAGCUGGGAAUGGCUCUCACCGGAGAUGUCACAGGCGAUGCGGGCAGGUAACGAGUUUAUCCCGACCACCGCGCCAUUUAAGGAACGGGUUGCUACGGAUUGUUGGGCGUAUGGAAGGAUCCUCUUGUCUUUCGCGGGGAAAAGCGAUACUUGCACUGAUGGCGGAGCUGGAGCGUCAAGAUUGCAUUCCGUUGCUCGUCGUCUGACGGAGGCAACUCCUGAGGCUCGCAUGUCCUUGAGCGAUGCUCUCACAGAGCUGAGGGGGAAUAAAAUAUAG